AUGGCGCCAAAGGCAGAGAAGAAGCCCGCCGCUGAGAAGAAGCCAGCGGAGGAGAAGAAGUCCACCGUCGCCGAGAAGGCUCCAGCCGAGAAGAAGCCAAAGGCUGGAAAGAAACUCCCCAAGGAGGGCGCCGCUGCCGGUGACAAGAAGAAGAAGAGAACGAAGAAGAAUGUCGAGACCUACAAGAUUUACAUCUUCAAAGUUCUGAAACAGGUUCACCCAGAUAUCGGUAUCUCAAGCAAGGCGAUGGGCAUCAUGAACUCCUUCAUCAAUGAUAUCUUCGAGAAGCUUGCACAAGAGGCCUCAAAACUCGCUAGGUACAACAAGAAGCCGACGAUCACAUCUCGGGAGAUCCAGACUGCCGUGAGGCUUGUGCUCCCCGGCGAGUUGGCCAAACACGCUGUUUCAGAAGGAACUAAGGCUGUUACCAAAUUUACCAGUUCUUAAAUUAGCUGUCUUGUUCUUGUAGUUUUCCUUAUCUUGAAAGUGGUAGGAUGAUAUAAGAUGUUCAUAUGUAUUGUGUUCCUUUACUUUCGCUGGUUUGUGUGUUCAUCUGGAUCUUUUUGAUCCCAAUGUAUCUUUAAUCUAGAAGUUAAUAGACAAUGCUUCACA
This is a messenger RNA of Cannabis sativa, 612 nucleotides long. RefSeq names its product probable histone H2B.1. The transcript has a single exon. NCBI's taxonomy places the organism in Eukaryota, Viridiplantae, Streptophyta, Magnoliopsida, Rosales, Cannabaceae. Gene Ontology annotation, biological process: nucleosome assembly. The coding region runs from base 1 to 447 and encodes 148 amino acids. The record is from RefSeq and is a predicted model, not a curated record. Gene Ontology annotation, cellular component: nucleosome. Gene Ontology annotation, molecular function: protein heterodimerization activity; DNA binding; structural constituent of chromatin.